GGUGAAGCCUCGGCUCUGGGUGGUUAUCAUGGCCGGACAUUUUGACGCGGAGGACCGCAGCAGCUGGUUCUGGGGUCGCUUGAGCAGGCAAGAAGGGGUGUCUUUGCUCCAGGGACAGAGGCACGGUGUGUUCCUGGUGAGGGACUCCAUCACCAGCCCCGGGGAUUACGUGCUGUCGGUGUCCGAGAACUCAAAAGUCUCCCAUUACAUCAUCAACAGCAUCAGCAACAACCGACAGUCUGGAUCAGGUUUGGCCCAACCGAGGUUCCGUAUCGGCGACCAGGAGUUUGAAGCCCUCGCUGCUCUGCUAGAGUUCUACAAGAUCCACUAUCUGGACACGACCACUUUAAUCGAGCCCAUAAACAAGUCCAAACACACGUCGUUCAUCAGCGUCGGAGGUGGCGUUCCCCCUCAGCGCCUCGAAGACGAAUUCGUCCGAGCGCUCUUCGAUUUUCCAGGAAACGAUGACGAGGAUCUGCCGUUUCGAAAGGGAGACAUUCUUCGAGUUCUGGAAAAGCCAGAGGAGCAAUGGUGGAACGCCCAGAACUCUGAGGGUCGAGCGGGGAUGAUCCCGGUUCCUUACGUAGAGAAAUAUCGCCCCGCGUCGCCUAAUUCGGUGGCGGUUCCUCCAGGAAUGUUGGGGAACUCUGACGCUCCUCCCCCUCCUCUGUUGGGAGACCCCAGUCAGUACGCUCAGCCCACCCCACUCCCUAACCUGCAGAACGGACCCGUGUUCGCCCGGGCGAUCCAGAAGAGGGUCCCCAAUGCGUACGAUAAGACGGCCCUGGCUUUAGAGGUGGGCGACAUGGUGAAAGUGACCAAAAUCAACGUGAACGGCCAAUGGGAGGGCGAGUGUAAAGGAAAACGCGGCCAUUUUCCCUUCACACACGUCAAACUGCUGGAUCAGCAAAACGCAGAGGAGGAACUGAGCUGAGAGCGAAUCAGAACCCUGGACACUAGUGUUAGUCCCGCCCCCUUUUAUCCCCAAUAGAGUGGUGCAAGAAUGAGUCCUAAAACCCGGAAGUAAGCAUUUCACCACUUCCUGUUCCCUGGUCUCAGAGCCAAUGGGAUCUCUCCAUAGGGUUUUAGGAAAGUAGCUGAACUAAGGUCUGUGGUUGAGACACAUUGAAGAGACAGAUCACGUUUUGUUCUACGACAUUAAAUCCAUCAGCAGUGACCCCACUGGUGAUUUCUGAAGAGUGGACGUGUCUGAAAAACGAU
Molecule: messenger RNA, 1221 nt
Organism: Gymnodraco acuticeps
Lineage: Eukaryota; Metazoa; Chordata; Actinopteri; Perciformes; Bathydraconidae
Product: adapter molecule crk-like
Exons: 3
Coding region: 29-934 (301 amino acids)
Molecular function (GO): protein binding
Source: RefSeq, a predicted model, not a curated record